CAAGCAGUGACGUUAAAUUCUGCUCUGUCAGAGAGAGCAUCUGUCAAGCCCACAUUUAAACUGCUGCCUGCCUGUGCAGCAGCUGAGGAACCGUGGAUUUCAUAUUAUAGACUAAAACCCCAGUAAAACUGCUCAAAAUCCUUCCUGCAGCUGCCAGGCAACAGCAAAAGAGAGUUAAAUCCUAUUCUAUUCCAAUACAAUCGAAGCACUACAUUCUCGCUUUGGCUGCUUUACAUUGCAGCUCAGUGUUAUUACUAGAAAUAUGGAUACUGAGAAGAGAAUACAGCACUGCAUUGUCCGGCCAGGAAAACAGCAGAUGUAAAAAGCUUCAAUGCAUCAACUGUCGGCAAGAGUCAACAGUGCUCCAAUAGAGCGGACAACUACAGCUCUUUUGUUUAAAGAACAAGAAAGAAAGUGAAAGAAAGGAAAAAUCUCAGAUGACUAGGACCCAUAUGAACAAGAAGGGUAACUCGAAGACAAGCAGACAGAUGGACACUUUGGAUACUGUGAAAAGCAAUCGCAGGAGGCAGACUAUUGGGGGAUGUGCGCAUGUUCGAUAGCAUCUUUUUUGCUGAAGUGAUGGCGUGCCAAAAGUAUUUUCAGUGGGCAUAAUCCUCUCCACAUAAAUGGCCUGACCAAGGAAGAAUGACUGCAUGGGAGACAACGUGGCUGAUUUAAAAAAUGAUUACCAAAGAAUAGUACCGAUUUGGGAGAAGGAAACAUUUUCAGCCAUCAGUACUAUCUCGUAUCCCGUUACCGGAUAUUUACAACAUGCUUCAGUGGAGGAGAAGACACUGCUGCUUUGCAAAGAUGAGCUGGAAUGCCAAGAGGUCUCUGUUCCGUACCCAUCUUAUUGGUGUACUUUCUCUAGUGUUUCUGUUUGCUAUGUUUUUAUUUUUCAAUCAUCAUGACUGGCUGCCAGGCAGAGCUGGAUUUAAAGAAAACCCCGUGACAUAUACUUUCCGAGGAUUUCGUUCUACAAAAAGUGAGACAAACCACAGCUCUCUCCGGAACAUUUGGAAAGAAACAGUCCCUCAAACUCUGAGGCCUCAAACAGCAACUAACUCCAAUAACACAGACCUGUCGCCACAAGGAGUUACAGGGCUGGAGAAUACCCUUAGUGCCAAUGGAAGUAUUUACAAUGAAAAAGGUAUCGGACAUCCAAAUUCUUACCAUUUCAGAUAUAUUAUCAAUGAACCUGAAAAAUGCCAGGAGAAAAGCCCUUUUUUAAUACUGCUAAUAGCUGCAGAACCUGGACAAGCAGAAGCUAGAAGAGCUAUUCGGCAAACGUGGGGCAAUGAAAGUCUAGCACCUGGUAUCCAAAUCACACGAAUUUUUUUGUUGGGCGUAAAUAUUAAGUUAAAUGGCUACCUUCAACGUGCAAUACUGGAAGAAAGCAGACAGUAUCAUGAUAUAAUUCAACAGGAAUAUUUAGAUACAUACUACAAUUUGACAAUUAAAACACUUAUGGGCAUGAACUGGGUUGCAACAUACUGUCCACAUAUUCCAUAUGUUAUGAAAACUGACAGUGACAUGUUUGUCAACACUGAAUAUUUAAUACAUAAGUUACUGAAGCCAGACCUGCCUCCCAGACAUAACUAUUUUACUGGUUACCUAAUGAGAGGAUAUGCACCCAAUCGGAACAAAGAUAGCAAGUGGUACAUGCCACCAGACCUCUACCCAAGUGAACGCUACCCUGUCUUUUGUUCUGGGACUGGUUAUGUUUUUUCUGGAGAUCUGGCAGAGAAGAUAUUUAAAGUUUCUUUAAGUAUCCGUCGUUUGCACUUAGAAGAUGUAUAUGUAGGGAUCUGUCUUGCCAAGCUGAGAAUUGAUCCUGUGCCCCCUCCCAAUGAGUUUGUGUUCAAUCACUGGCGAGUUUCUUACUCGAGCUGUAAAUACAGCCACCUAAUUACCUCUCAUCAGUUCCAACCUAGUGAACUGAUAAAAUACUGGAACCAUUUACAACAAAAUAAGCACAAUGCUUGUGCCAACGCAGCAAAAGAAAAGGCAGGCAGGUAUCGCCACCGUAAAUUACACUAGAGCAGACAAUUUCUUUUUCAAAUGUGCAAUCUGUAAAAUAUUGCUAAAAGCAUGUAUAGUUAAAACUGAUUACAUCCAUAGGACAAGUUUUAGUUAAAACUCAUCACAUAAAGGAAUUCAAAAAUUAUUUUUUUAAUUUCUGAAGGUAAUUAAAAAUACAACAUUAUAUAACAAAAAGGUAUCCCAAAAGAAUCUAUUAAAAAAAAAAAACU
Molecule: messenger RNA, 2252 nt
Organism: Neomonachus schauinslandi (Hawaiian monk seal)
Lineage: Eukaryota; Metazoa; Chordata; Mammalia; Carnivora; Phocidae
Gene: B3GALT2
Product: beta-1,3-galactosyltransferase 2
Exons: 2
Coding region: 772-2040 (422 amino acids)
Cellular component (GO): membrane
Molecular function (GO): N-acetyl-beta-D-glucosaminide beta-(1,3)-galactosyltransferase activity
Source: RefSeq, a predicted model, not a curated record